Messenger RNA from Meloidogyne enterolobii, 939 nucleotides. Lineage: Eukaryota; Metazoa; Nematoda; Chromadorea; Rhabditida; Meloidogynidae. The record is from the annotation of a GenBank genome assembly.
AUGCGUAUUUUCCACAAAUUCUUGCUUUUUAAUAAUUUUGCUCCUCACAAACUUCGAUUUCAUUCAAUUGCUCGACCUGCUUUCUUUAAAUAUUAUCAACAACAACAACAACAGAGUAGUCAAUGGAAAUUUUCAAACAUUUUUCUGGGAUUUGGUGGAACUGGUUUGCUUUCUAUUUCUUGGUUUACUUCAUCAAAGAAGGAUAAUGAUGAAAUUAAUGACGCAAAUGUUGACAAAAUAAUUAGAGAUGCUGAUAUACUUUAUAAUGCUUAUUUGAUUGAUAAUGCUUAUGGAAUAUUGAGACGUUAUCGUUCUUCGGAAAAUUCAGAAUUGUUAUGGCGCCUCGCUAGAGUUAUUUGUGAACAAGGCAAACAAUCCAAAAAUGUCGAGGAGAAGAAUCGUUUGUUUCGCGAAGCUUUUGAAAUUAUCGAAAAGGCGCUAAAAUGUGAACCAGCUAAAGGAUCUUUUGGUACUCAUAAAUGGUAUGCAAUUCUGCUCAAUAUUGUUUCUGAACUUGAUGGUGACAAAGCACAAUUGUCCAAAGCGGUAGAAGUUCGCAAUCAUUUUGAAAGAGCCUUGGAACUCGACCCAUUGGACGCGACUACUUGGCAUUCACUUGGUGUUUGGCAUUAUUCUUUUGCCAAUCUUUCAACAAGUCAACGCUUUCUCGCUGGAAUUUUUUAUUCAAGACCUCCAAAUAGUACUUAUCCUGGUUUUUACUCUGCCAAUAAUUACUAUAUGGGAUUGACAUUAGAACAAAUGAAUAGACAUGAUGAGGCUAAAGUCCAAUUUAUUUUGGCUUUUAUAGCUCCAGUGAUUUCAAUGGAUGAUGGAGAAAUACAUAAAAAGGCAUUUGACCAUUUACAUAAGAAAUAUAGACUUACAAGAGAACAAAUUAUGGAAGAACAUGGAAAGAAUUCUAAAACUUUCAAUAAGUGA